CACAACAGUGUGGACCCCAGGAGAGCCAAGACUGUCAUGCCAACUGUAAAGAAGGAGAAUACAGCGGAGGAUGCUAUUUGCGACCAUCUGAUGAAAGACAAGAACUCGAGGGGGUGUGCUGAAAUGGACAGAGACCAGAGUAGUCAAGCCAGCGGCUGCAGGGAGGCUCACCAAGACCCGCACGCACCCAACCUUCAGCCAAACAACAGCAUGGCUGUAGACUCCAAGUCCACCACAGAUGACCUCUUCAGUAUGAUCCCCUCUGGCGGGAAGCAGAUGUACGUCUAUGAAAUAGUAGUACCAGUGGAGUAUUCCUCAGACCUGAAAG
Molecule: messenger RNA, 328 nt
Organism: Plectropomus leopardus (leopard coralgrouper)
Lineage: Eukaryota; Metazoa; Chordata; Actinopteri; Perciformes; Serranidae
Source: RefSeq, a predicted model, not a curated record